UCUUUGUGGACUCUACUCCAUCUUGUUUUAUCCAUCUUUCGUCGGUAAAGGGAAACGACAACCUUCCGUAUGAAUCCCAAUGAUACCCAUCAAAAUGGAAAGGGUCUAGAGCAGCAGUUUGCUGGGCUAGACUUGAACGGCGCCAGCCGAGGCCGUGGUCGCGGUGAUUGGACUGCCCAGGCUUUCCCAGCUGGGCCACCUAACAAUGGCCAAUUCCGACCAAACAACCGAUAUCCGCCUGAGCAAAUCGUAUUCUACGGGCAAGGUGCCGCUCCUCAGGCAGGGCGCUAUGUCCCCCCUCACAUGCGAGGAGGACCCCAAGGGAUAAUGACUCCCCAGGUCCCCCCACCAAUGCCACCCCCACAACCACAACAGCAGAGAGGUUGGGGUGGUGGGCGAGAAUACGGUCAGCAGGGGGGUGAUGGAAGAGACGGUAGCUAUCGUGGAGGUUACAACAGCAGUCCGGGAGGUUACCGCGGAGGUUACAGUGCUCCCAUGCCUGGGCCUCAGGGAAUUCCAGACCAGGGUGGCUACAACACCUUCAACCGAGGCGGGAGACAGGGCGCCAGCUUCAGCAACUUCAAUAACCGACGAGGAAGUGGUGGAAACUUCCAAAGAAAUGACAGACCCGACAACAGAUGGGGUGGAGAACAGUAUGACCGGCAGGGGAGUCUUCCCCCACAGCCUGUGGGAAGCAGCCGAUGGGACGCCCUGGCCGAGGACCGCACCCCACGUAAACGAGAGUGGGGCCACAACAAGUGGGACAACAGAACUGACGGCGACGCAUGGGCCGGCCGUAAUGGGAACCAGGAUAUCCGCAACGAAGACUGGUCUAUCCCUUUGCCGAAAAAUGAACGACUUGAACAGGAGCUAUUUGGAUCAAGCAGCACUGGCAUCAACUUUGAGAAAUAUGAUGAUAUUCCUGUUGAUGCUAGUGGAGAGAACCUUCCCAGAGCUGCUGACAGUUUUGAGGACUGUGAACUUGGUGAGAUCAUCAGGAACAAUAUUGCACUGAGCAAGUACACUAAGCCAACCCCUGUGCAGAAGUACUCAAUCCCAAUCGUACUAGGCCACAGAGAUCUGAUGGCAUGUGCCCAGACAGGCUCUGGCAAAACUGCUGCUUUCCUUGUGCCCAUCCUCAACCAGAUCUACGACAAAGGACCUGGUCAAGUCCCUCAACAGCAGCAGCGACAAUACGGCAAGCGUACUAAGCAGUACCCCAUUGCCUUGGUUCUCGCCCCCACAAGAGAACUGGCCUCUCAGAUCUACGAUGAAGCCAGAAAGUUUGCUUACAGAUCCCGAGUUCGGCCAUGUGUGGUGUAUGGAGGUGCGGACAUUGGCGCACAGAUGAGAGAUCUAGAUCGUGGAUGCCACAUGCUCGUGGCAACCCCUGGCCGUCUUGUCGACAUGGUGGAGAGAGGCAAGAUUGGGCUUGAUUACUGCAAGUUCUUGGUUCUUGACGAAGCUGAUCGUAUGUUGGACAUGGGUUUUGAGCCCCAGAUUCGUCUGAUAGUGGAGAAAAAUGGCAUGCCUGCAUCCGGAGAACGACAGACCCUCAUGUUCAGUGCCACCUUCCCCAAGGAGAUCCAGAUCCUAGCCCGUGAUUUCCUGGAGAACUACGUGUUCUUGGCUGUGGGCCGAGUUGGCAGUACCAGUGAGAACAUCACGCAGAAAGUGGUGUGGGUGGAGGAGAACGAGAAGAGAUCCUUCCUCCUUGAUCUUAUCAAUGCAUCAGGCAUGUUCACUACAGGUCCCGAGUCCCUCACCUUGACCUUCGUCGAGACCAAGAAGGGUGCCGAUGCACUGGAGGAGUUCCUGCAAAAGGAGGGUUAUCCUGCUACCAGUAUCCAUGGCGACCGGUCGCAGCGCGAGAGGGAGGAUGCAUUGAAGGUGUUCCGUUCAGGAGACAGGCCGAUCCUAGUAGCUACUGCGGUUGCUGCAAGAGGUCUUGAUAUUCCCAACGUUCGUCACGUCAUCAACUUUGAUCUGCCAAGUGACAUUGAAGAGUAUGUCCAUAGAAUUGGGCGUACUGGACGUGUCGGCAACCUUGGUCUUGCCACGUCUUUCUUCAAUGAGAAGAAUAAGAACAUUAUCCGUGACCUGCUGGACUUGCUAGUGGAAGCCAAUCAGGAGGUUCCAACUUGGCUCGAGUCCAUGGCUCACGAGGCUCGUUCAUCUGGCGGAACAAGCAGACGUGGCGGUGGGAGACGCUAUGGAUCUGGAGGAUUUGGAGCUCGUGAUUACCGUCAACAGAGUAAGCAGGGUAAAUCUGGGGGCUUUGCGACCCCUGGGUUCCAGCAGCAAGGCUUCAACCACUACAACCAGUACAACCAGUACAGCAACUAUGGAGGAGCGUACAACCAACAGCCAGCUGCUAACGACUGGUGGGGCAACUAAAUCACUGCUGACCUCCACGUGCUGGAACAGGAGACAAAGCUGCAGUUGUCUCCCUUCAACUCCAGUUUGGUUUUUGUCAGUGCAGUUACCUCCCCUUCUCACAUAUUGCUUGGAACGGUGCACUUUGUUAUUUUGACUGGCAAACAGUUGAUGGAACCAGUAACAAUUAUUUGACUGAUAUUGUGCAUGAUCAAGACUCGUGUGUGGUCUUGACUUGUGCCAAAGUUAACCUUGCAAGGCAUGCUGACGCCUUGCACUGUUCAACAAUAUCAGAAUGUACCCCUGUGACAGGAUACUGUUACGCUCUGAAGUUACAGAUGAAGAAAACAAAACUGUCAAUUUUUGCAAAUUUUACAUGAAAAUGGCUGGAUUUGUUCAGCAUCUAUUUAGACAGUUGUGCUGUCUUUCAAAAUAUCACUUGUUGGGUGAAAUGUCUUCACUCACUUAAUACAGAUGUGGAAAUUGUGUUAUUUUAUAAUACAGAGAUACUCACUGUUGAUGGAACGACGUUUAGUCCAUCCAACAAUGCUGGAAGACUUUUAUGAGCCUUGUUUUAAAUGUAAUCGUUCAUCUGUUACUACUGGUAAAUUAUCGAAACAAUUGGAAACUCACACGUUUAUACUGGUUCUUCACCUGUUUCCAUCUAAAGAGCCAGGCUUUUUAUUAUCAUCAUUUUUAAAACAAUUUUCUUGGUGUUAUAUUUUAGAUUAGUUUUUGUGUAUAAGAUGCCGUCCUGUGAUAAAUUCAGAUUUGGUCGUGUAUGUGCAAAUCCAAGUCCACUGACAGAUCACUAAUGCAGAAAGUAUUAGUGAUACCUAGAUAGAUGGUUGGUUGUAAGGUGGGACUUAUUAUGGCUGAUCAUAGUCAGCUGACUGUGUUCGACAGAGGGAUGAUUUCCUAAGCCUCAAAGCACAUACGAAGGGAAAACAGAAGCACAGGGUUUUAUAUGUAUUGCCGAACGUUGUCGACUCCUCCCUGAAUAGGGCAUUGACAAACUGAAGUGCCAUAUUUCUACAAAAUGUAAUGUAUUUGUCUUGUUCAUCUCUUAACCUGUGUAAGGUGCGUAAUUAGUCGUACCUUACUACGUGUGACCAGUACAGUUCACACUUGCAAGGCACUUCACGAAGACUUUGUAUGUUAACACAUCUUUACCUCAAAUGCCCUGCCUGAAGAACACCAUGUUCACUCUCAAUGCAUUUAUCCAAGAAGUGUUAACAUAUUUGUUUUAAUCAAAACAUUUUGCAGAUAUUUGUAACUAAUACAUGUAUGGAACUGUGUAGGCCAGGUCGGGCUGUUCUCUGAUUGCCAGAGGUCUCGUUGAUGCAUCGCUGAGCAAGAUUGAAAUUAUUGAGAAUGAUGCCUCACUACAUGUUCACUACUUAAACCCUGUGCGUCGAUUGUGAAACUCUUUCCUUUAGCUUUAAAAGUUGCAUUACAGUAAUCUAUGAAUUAUAUUAUUCGAUAUGUACUAAAUAUGGAGUAAUAAGGUGAAUAGAAGUAUCCAUUCAAUCAGGGGAUACCUCAAAAUGACUGCUCCCAAAUUUUAAGCUAAUGCACCAAACUGUGGUGGCAGGGAUAGAGGUUAUCGGAGAUCAAUUGAGUAGUUAAACAUUUGGAACCAUUUUUGUUGACACAGCAAAAUUGUUCUUUGAGAAUGUUCUAUAUUUCUUUAAUGUUUCACAACAAAUAUAUGCCGUACAUUUAUUCAUAUAAAGGAACCGUCAGUUGAAAUAUUAUGCUUUGUUAUAGUUAGAAUUUAACAUGACAUUCAUUUGCCUCGUAUUCCAUUGUCAUGUGAUGUAUAUAGUCUAACUGUCUGAAUUAACUUUGAAAUUCCACUACCCAUUUCACAAAUGAUCGAAGCCUAUUUAUUUGCAUUUCAAGUGCCAAUUUCCUGUACUCCAAAGUUAGUGCAAUGUGUUAAGAAGUGAUGAUGACGACUAGUGUUUUGUCAUGUAUGGUAGAAUAUGGUACGCUAUACAACAGUAUACAACAGUAUUUAUGUCUAUACAGGAUCAAUCUGUACCUAUAGGCUGGUCCCAUUUAGCUGCAGAGAAACCCUACUGCUAGUGAUAGGACGUUUCAAGUCCGCAACAGUCAAAUUGAUCAUGACAUGAUAAUACAACAUUCCAUGUUAUGUACAACUUCAUAAUACAGCAUAAGUGAUUUUCAUCCAGUAUCAUGUUAUUUUAAUCAACCUCCAUUCAAACUCUUGCCCAUAUAGUCAUUGGAGUUCUUACAUAGAGAACCGAGAAUAUCCAGCACAUAUAGGUGCCUCGAUCUGAGAGACAUGUCAGGCUUGCCUUGGUGAACCUUUUUCAUUCAAAUUGGUUUGAAUAUCACUUAUUUCAUAGCCCAAUAUCUGUGAUAGAUCUUGUUCAUGACAUAGAUAGCCCUAUGUGCAAUUCCCUGUAUGAUGAUCCAUCAGUAUAAUGGCCUUGCCACAAGCAAUUAUGGGGAGUGUUUUGGCAUGAAUUGUAUGGUUGGUUCGUUCAUUAGGCAAGCCUGAAUAAUGGAACUUAAUGUCUCGGAGACUUUGGUGCUUACGUCUUUUUCCCUACCCACUGACUUGUGAAGAAUGCUCCCAUAUUUGUGAGAGUGGGUGCCUGUCUGCCUGCCUGCCUGAAGUGUGCGUGUGUGAACGCGUGUGCGAGCGAGGCUGCAAUUGAGUUGUUGGUAGCUGGCAAGUCUGUCUGGUCCUGCUCAGGGUCGAGCAUUGUUGAUGUCUGAAGUACUUGCAUACUUAUGUUGAUAUCGCCAGGGACCACAUUGAACAAUCUGUGAUGACUAUGAGGGCGUAUUGCGUCAUUCAUUUCUAGCCAACUGCAGAUUAUGGGGUAUUGUGCAUUUUGAAGAGGUACCCAUUCUUUUAUGUGAGCAUUUUACUUGUUGGUAUGAUCUUGAUAUGCUGUUAAUGUUAACUUAUGAUCACAUAGUGAAAUAUUCACUGUUCCUUCCACUCAAAUUUUGGCUGUGUAACAGUCUCCCAUCGUGUAGAUGAAACUCGCUGGCAUCGGUGAGCCUAACAUAUCAUGUCUUUUUAUCAAUACUCGACAUUACUUACUUUACAGGGACGUAGUCUCCACUGUAUGACAUGAUCAGAGUACUUACUUGAAGGAUCUCUGAAUUUUCUUUCUGAUCAUGUAUCAUAAAAGUUAUCAUGGAUUUUAUGAUAAUCAAACUACAUUAUUUUUUUUACAUGUUAUUUUUUAAAAUAAUGUUGCCCUCUUAACUGCGCAAAGAUAUAACAUGUUGAUCCAUAUGUAAAGUUUAAGCUCAGGGAAGCCCUGAACGGGAGUGAGAGCAGGGAUUUUAUUAUUGAUUAGUAUUAUUUGUAUUGUCCUGAACUAGUCAUGUACGAAUGACAGGUACUCCUCCCAACUUAGAUCUGACUGUUACACAGGUCUUGAUUUGCAAUUAGGCUGUUGGUUGCUAUGUGAUCGGCCCCUUUUCACACCAGUAUGAUCCAGUGUCAUUCAGUUUCCCUGCCUGACCUGUGGAUAUUUUAAUGCAUGGUAGGAGAUGUGGCCUUGGCAAAACACAGGUCUUGAUUCUUGGGCAGCCAUGCCAGUCCUAUGUAAUAUCUGAACAAGCUGAAAGAACAACGGAAACUGAACAAGUUUUCUCCUUUUGUUUUAACUAUUUCUUGCCCAACCUUUUCAUGAUCCGAAACAUGGUUAUUUGCCCAAGAACUCCCAAGAAUGUUUUUGCCAUGUAUAUGCGAACAAAGGGUUCUCUGCACAGACAAUGGGAUUGCAGGUUUUUUUUCUAUACAGCAAUACUCUGUAGUAUUUGUUUUUCAUUGUUAUAUGUGAUACUUAAGCCAUUAUCUUAUACAUGUACCAUUUCAUGGUUUUAUUAAAUGGUUGAAUCAAGAACCACGAGGCAAAUUUAUAAAGCACUAAGGAGAGAGUUGAUUUUUAUAUGGGACGGCAUUUUUCUCAUAUUGACAAACUUAUUUAGUUGUGUAAAAGUCUGGCUAACCGUCGAGAUGUUACAUUUGGUCACCUCCAUGUAAAUGGAGUAAUGUGUCGCCCUAACGUAUGCCAUGAUAUUUGUGCUGUAUGUCAUUCUACACAAACACUUGAGUCUAAUGCACUUGGGAGUCCAGAUUGUGUGUUUCAAUCUGUCUCGGUCCAAAUAAUUAUUGAACUUGUCAGAAGGGACAUGUUUGACAGUUUCAGUGUUUGAAGAUUUUUAAACAGCACAAAAUAUUUGUGGUUUGACACCUGAGGUCAGCGAGAUAUGAGAAUGAUUGAGUUGUGGAACACAGUUCAAUGUUUGUUCACAUGAAUAUUUUGUUAUCAUUGAUAGAUCUGAGGUGCAGUAUUUUUAUGAUGUCCUCGAGCAAUGUCUUGAGGUCGGUCAGUCC
Messenger RNA from Haliotis rufescens (red abalone), 6769 nucleotides. Its product is annotated as ATP-dependent RNA helicase DDX3X-like. Gene Ontology annotation, biological process: cell differentiation; gamete generation. Gene Ontology annotation, cellular component: P granule; nucleus. The transcript has 17 exons. Lineage: Eukaryota; Metazoa; Mollusca; Gastropoda; Lepetellida; Haliotidae. Bases 70 to 2397 code for a protein of 775 amino acids. The record is from RefSeq and is a predicted model, not a curated record. Gene Ontology annotation, molecular function: ATP binding; RNA binding; RNA helicase activity.